Messenger RNA from Oryza sativa Japonica Group (Japanese rice), 1774 nucleotides. Its product is annotated as actin-related protein 2/3 complex subunit 2B. Gene Ontology annotation, biological process: Arp2/3 complex-mediated actin nucleation; actin filament polymerization. Gene Ontology annotation, cellular component: Arp2/3 protein complex; actin cytoskeleton. The record is from RefSeq and is a predicted model, not a curated record. Lineage: Eukaryota; Viridiplantae; Streptophyta; Magnoliopsida; Poales; Poaceae. Gene Ontology annotation, molecular function: structural constituent of cytoskeleton; actin filament binding.
AGUCAGACGGUCACCGGUGUCCCCUUGCUGCUGUUGGUGUCCCAUGAUUUUGUUCUUUUCACCAGACCCUCGUCCUCGUGCAGUGAUGUAGAAGCACUUCUGCAUCUUCUCUUCUCCCACCACUAGGCCCCUCUAUAAUAAGGAGCCAGCAAUUGAUGCUAUGCGGUAACAGUGCUAGCUCCAUGGCGUUCUUCAGCAGCGGAUCGCGGGCGCUGGUGGAAAUCCUGACGGGAUUGCAGAGUGUUGAACGACCUAUGCCUGUUGAUCAUACCUUGUUUGAGUUUGGAUCAAUCCGUUACCAUUUACAGGCUUCUAUUACAGAUUCAGAGAACAUAUACUUGUCAAUAUCAACACCAUCUCUUUCUUAUGAGGCUUCGCCAUCCAGCGGCUUGCCUGAAAUCACAUUACAGGAGACAAGGAAAAUGUAUCACAAGUUUGCAGAGAUCAUCGAGCCUGCAAAAGAAGGAUACACUUUGACACUGAGACUGAACUUCUCUGGCCUUACUCGACCGAAAGAUCGCACCAAGGCGAUCAACCAGAUAUCGUUGCUGCAAUCCGUCAUCCUUAGCUCGCAGCUCAAGGACAUGCUGGCGAGCCUCGGCUCGUCCGGCACGAUGAAGCUCGUGUACAACCAAAGGGACCCUUUCUUCGUCAGCAAAACGCCGGUGAAGAUAAGCGCCAUAUUCCCCAUGCGUUUCAGGGACGACACGGACCUGGCCAUCGCGUCGUCGUUCUUCCAGGACCUCGGGAGCACGUCGUCCUUCUCCAGGGCGCCGCGGUGCAGCUGGUCGCCGAUCCCGCCACCCGAGCUGCGCGGGGAGUACGUGCACCACCUCACCACCAACGGUGGCUUCGUGUCCUUCGACAUCCUGGCGCGGCACGUGAAGGGGAGGAGGGCGGCUAGGACGGCGUGGAUCCUGCUCAAUUUCCAGUCCUACGUGAAAUACCAUAUCAAGUGCACCCGAAGCUACAUCCAGAGCAGGAUGAGAAAGCGUCUGGAGAUCAUGACAGAGGUGAUCGAUGACGCGAAGUUCAGAGGAAACGAUGAGAGCAGCAAGAAGCUGCAAGUGAGGAAGAGAAGCAAGAGAAGAUCAAUCAAAUUCGCGAGAGCCAAAAAGCUCCAAAAGGGUUUCAAAGCUGUCAUCGACAAGAUCAAGCGGCUGCGGCUGAGGAUCAGAGUGAAAGGCCUGGACCGGUUCAGGAGGCACUGCCAGUGCUUCCCAGUGCUCAAACUGACCAUGGCACAGAGGAAGGAGCAGAAGUACCAGAAGCUGGAGUGAAUCCUAAUCAACUUUACGACUAAUCACUUUUUUUUUUCACAGCACAGGCACAAGCGUGGUGAUACAUGCAUGCUGACUCUUAUCCUUUUUCCAUACUGAUCAAGUAUACAAAUCUGGUGAGUGAUGAACAUCCAUUCAGAUGGAGGGCACUACCAUAGAAAAAGGCUAACAGGAGGACAGACAGUACACGGUUAUUUAAAAACCGUUACAUAUAUCUAAAAAAUAUCAUAGACGACUAUAUUAGGAAUUGUCUAUGAUAAAAAGCAUCUAGUGUGUUUUUUUUCUUUUGAAAAGCACGAAUGUGUUUUUUGUUAUUUUCACUUGUGGCCAAUCGUGCAUUGGAUUGUGGAAAACAUGCAUUUUCACUUGACGUACGUCAGGCAGUGACAAUACCUGUUCGCAACUGUGGUUGCCUCUACAUGAUUAUUAUGUACCUUCAGUUCCAAGUGUACUCCCUCCGUCCCAUAAAAAAUCAAUCUUUCGUUGUAUUAAAA